Diprion similis is the source of this 3776-nucleotide messenger RNA. RefSeq lists its product as uncharacterized. Lineage: Eukaryota; Metazoa; Arthropoda; Insecta; Hymenoptera; Diprionidae. The transcript is spliced from 6 exons. Bases 61 to 3642 code for a protein of 1193 amino acids. Gene Ontology annotation, cellular component: nucleus. Gene Ontology annotation, molecular function: RNA polymerase II transcription regulatory region sequence-specific DNA binding; DNA-binding transcription factor activity, RNA polymerase II-specific. The record is from RefSeq and is a predicted model, not a curated record. Gene Ontology annotation, biological process: regulation of transcription by RNA polymerase II.
CUGACAUAUCAACUCCAAGAUGAAUGUCGAUUGAAACACAUACCGAUUAAGAGAGCCAAGAUGAUUUCAGCUUGCCACAGAGAUUCCUUCGAUUAUGAAAGCUUGUCUAUUAAUAAAGAGAUAGAGGAUGAUUCGAAAGGGAAUAAAAUCAACAAAUCUGAAGAAGAUCCUUUCCAUGGUGACACCAUGCGUCAUAUCAACGGUACAAAGGGAGAACAUGUGUGUUCCAUGUGCAACGACAUGUUCGAGAGUGAAGAAGAACUUGCUGAUUAUGAGUUGCCAACGGAUGGUUCAAUGUAUGGAAAUUCAACAGAUAUCGAAGAACAGACAAAAGUAAAUCAACAUGGAAAGGGCAAAGUUUUAACUAUCGAUUUGAUCAGGCCGUUCAAGUGUGCUUUAUGUGAUUUGGUAUUUGACAGAAUGUCACAGUUAGUCAAACACAAAAGAAACGUUCAUAGUCAAGAAAGAUCUCAAGUAUGUCAGAUAUGUGGAAAAGGAUUUUUCAGGCCAACAGAUUUGAAAACCCACUUGAACAUUCAUUUAGGUACAAAUAGAUGCAUUUGCGAAGUUUGCGGAAGAGAAUUUAAUCACGUUUCCAAUUUAAUUAGGCACGGCAGAACUCACUCAGGCGUGAAGCCGUAUCCGUGCACCGUUUGUGGCAAGAGGUUUACACAGAUCAAUACAUUAACCAGACACAAAGCUAUUCACAAAAGAGGAGAUGACAGUAUGGACUGCAGUUUUUGUGACAAACAAUAUAAAACUAGAAAUGGUCUUAAAGUGCACAUGAAGAAAUCACACGGAUUUACUGAAAGUUGUCCGCAGGAUUAUGGAAAAAUUGUUAAGCGCAAACAUUACUGUACGAUUUGUGGGGACAGUUUUCAAUUUGUUGAACUAUUAAAAGUUCACGAGAGUAUACACCAAGGUAUAAAUAUAUUAGAGUGCAAAAGUUGUAAUCAGGUAUUUCAAAAGAUGGACGAAAUCAAAGAACACAGAUGUAGGAAACCGAAAUUAUCUAAUGCAAAUGGAAUGAAAUCUGAGAAAACGGUAUCUGAUGAAGAAUUCUCUGAGAGAGCCAGAAUCCACGAAAAUAUAGUAUCAAAUUUAUCUACAGAAGAACAAAGUUUUGCUACGAAACUUGCGGUUGUUAACCAAGGUUCCAGAGAUAUUCGUUCGGAAAGAAUUCCCACAGCCAAGGGUGUCUCAAAAAUAAAUACUAUACAGCAUUCAAGUCGCCAUGAACCUGAUUAUAAAUUUAAGCCAACUAUCCUUACAUGUCCCAGCAAUCGUCAAGAGGAUAAGCAAACUAAAGAAACAAUCGUUUAUGUUACUACUGAACAGCUGGCAAACAUGAAUACGGAACAAGUAGUAGAUACAGCCAACCAUUUUUUGCAUGAACACUUGAUGCAACUAGCGGCCGAAAGUGCUUUGCAAACUGAUAAUAUAAGUUCUCAAAACUGUGACAAUGAAGCCGUUGUAUCUGAGAUGAUAAGUAGUUGUUGGAAAGAAAUUGACAUACCUGAUGUAAACGAACCCGAAUUAGCUGAAAAGCGAGCUGCGCCAUCAAAUAAUAUUACCCAGAAUAUAAUUUAUGUACACACGUUAAAAAAGGAUGGUCGAGCAUUUUUUAAUAAAAAUGGGGAUCUUGGCAAUAUUAUUGCUGAAAUAAUGCCAGAAAAAUCACAAAAUAUUAAACAUGACUUGGGGGCGAUCGAAAAUUGUACUUCUCAUGCUGAGCUUGAAGACACACAUACUUUGAAGCUUAGAGAAAGUGAAGAUGUACAGAAGCAUAAUCUAAAUAUGGUUGGAAAUAAAAAUUGUAGUAAGAAAAUUUCUGGAAUUAAACGAAAUGUAAAUAAAUUGUUGGAGUCUGUGUUACUUGAGAAUACAAAUUUAAACUGCACGGAACAAAGUCAUAGACAAGAACCAGACACAAGUUCGAUUACAAAAGGAGUGAAAGUACUGGAAAUUCAAGACUCGGUGCUUUACUUGAAUGAAGAAAACUCUGAUAAAGGACAACACGAAGAUGAUAAUUUACAAACCACUUUACGUGCACAAACUAUGUUUGAAGAAUUAUUUAAAAAUCAUAUAGAUAACGGUAAUACAGGAAUCACUAAAUCCUCUGACAACCAAGAACCGACUUUAAGAUUAGUGAAAACAGACAACGAAGAACAAUUCUAUGAGCUACUGAUCACAAAUUGCGCAGAAAAUACGGUAGAAUCUUGCGAAUUGGGGAAAAUUUCAGACGAUAGUAUCCACGAAAAUUCAAAAAUAACACCAAACGAACCUAUAUCAGAUUCACUGUUGAAAUUAGUCCAGUUAGAGAAUGGUCAACGUAUCUUGGAGUUAACGGAAAAUACGCUAUCAGAGGAAUCUGAUAUUCCUGAAAUGAUUGGAGAGCGAACAGAAACGGAGGGUAUUGAAAAGGAGGUACAAAAUUUAUCGAAGAAUGUUGAUCAGGAUAAAAGUAGCGAAAAAAGUUUUGUGCAUAGCAGGGGUGAGAAAAUCUUUUACCUGGCACAAAGUAACAAAGAUAGUUUGAUCGACUUCUUCGAAAUAGAAACACUUGGGACUCAGGAACAGAACAACUGUGAUUUCGUCUCAGAUGAAACUAUACAAAAUCUUUCAAUGCAAACAAAUUUUGACAAUUUGGGAACUCUGAACAAAAAUGCAAAUUUGGAAAUUGAGAGUCCCCCAAUGGAUAAUGAAAGCUGUGAAGAAAUCUUUGGAUUAAUUCAGAAUAAUCUUCCGAAAUACAAUGAAAAAAUUAAAAGCGAAUCCAAGAAAACUGUUAGGGAAGAUGGGCCCAUGGUAAGACUUGUACAGAACGAAGAUGGGGCUCAAUUUUUCGAACUAAUUCGAGGCGAUUCGGAAUUCGACGAAACGCAAGACUUUGAGUUGGUUCAAACCUAUGAUACAGAUGAAGGGCAAACCACCCAAUUUGUAAAUAAUAUCAAACAUGCUGAAAACUUGCAUACUGAAACAAGUUACACGAUAAAUGGUACCGAUGAAAAAAGUAAAUUAGAAUCUGAAGUAUCUCAGAAGAAAAAACCGAAAAGUAACGUGAAAAAGUAUAACUGUGACGUUUGCAAAAAAUCAUUUUCAAAAGGUUACAAUUACAGACAACACAUAGGAACACAUUUUGCUGAUCAACAAAAAUUCAAAUGCAAGGAAUGUGGGACAUUAUUCGCAUGGAAGUCUACUCUCAAUAAACACAUGGCUAGUCACAGAGCUGGAGGACAACAGAAAUUUGUCUGCGAAAUCUGUCCAAAAGUCUAUACAACUUUGUCGCAAGUAAACGAACACGUUAAGAGGGAUCACCUCAAGGAGCGUAAUCACAAGUGUACACAUUGUUCGAAGACAUUCUUUAAAAAGUUUGACCUAAAAACACAUACCCGUACCCACACAAAGGAACGACCAUACGAGUGUCGCAUUUGUUACAAGAGUUUCCAUUAUCAGAGUCACAUUAUUCGCCACGAGCGCAUUCACUCAGGAGAGCGACCAUACGCUUGUAAUAUUUGUGAAAAGGCAUUCACGCAGUUGGGGUCAUUGAAGAACCAUAGGCAAAGGCAUCAAGAACUGAAAAUAGAUAUUUUAGAUUAUCAAAUGGAUGAAGAUGAUCCUUUACCGCAAACAACAUUGUAGGUUUGGAUAUAUUUGUACAUACAAUAACUCUCAGAUUAAUAUACUUCUGUACUAUGCAUAUAAACAGAGUUUCGCAAAGAAUUCGUAUAAUAGUUAGUAACCAUGUUUAUGUGGAAUAUUGAUUUAUAAUAUAU